CGAGGCCGCAGCUCAGACCAAAACUGUGUUUCACGUGAACAUCAAAAUUUCAGAGUGAGGCAAAUAUCACAGACAGCAUGCGGGUUGAAUUUCUGUGCUUCAUGGUGGCCGUCGCCGCCGCCUCUCUGGUGUCAGGCGUAGGCGUGAGGCACACAGAGGCAAUUGCAGGCAGGGCGGCUGCCGCCUUGCUGGAGACCACCACGGAAACUUCCUGUACCCUCCUCCUCUUCACAGACAAGAUAUCAACUCUCACAGUUUUCCCGGAUAUACUGGAGGUGUGGCGGAGGCAAUGGGGCGUGACAGUAUUCACGGUGGAGGCAAACAGUAUAGAUUUCAACGUGACGCGCCGUUUCUCUCUCCUGGUUCCCCUUGCUCGCCAGGUGCGUCAGCUGUCUUGGUGCGCAACGAUCGUGGUGGUGAGUCGCGAGCUGGCCUUCCUUACCGCCUUCGCCGAGUGGUCCCUGAGAGGCCGGCUGUUAGUGUGGGCCACCAAGCUGGUGGUGUUGACCCGCUUGCCACUCCCACAACUUCACGCCCUCCUGUCCGCCUACUGGACUUUCUCUAUGAUGAACACGGUCUUCCUCAACAUGGAAAACAAUUACUCUAAGUAGGU
Molecule: messenger RNA, 613 nt
Organism: Scylla paramamosain (green mud crab)
Lineage: Eukaryota; Metazoa; Arthropoda; Malacostraca; Decapoda; Portunidae
Exons: 5
Coding region: 78-611 (177 amino acids)
Source: RefSeq, a predicted model, not a curated record